AUGUCCUCCUCUAUCCCAGAAACCCAGAUGGGUGUCAUCUUCGAGUCCAAUGGCGGUCCAUUGGAAUACAAGGAAAUCCCUGUUCCAAAGCCAAAGGCCAACGAGUUGUUGAUCAACGUCAAGUACUCCGGUGUCUGCCACACCGACUUGCACGCCUGGCACGGGGACUGGCCUUUGCCAGUCAAGCUACCCCUAGUCGGUGGUCACGAAGGUGCCGGUAUCGUCGUCGCCAUGGGUGACAGCGUCAAGAACUGGAACAUCGGUGACUACGCCGGUAUCAAGUGGUUGAACGGGUCCUGCAUGAACUGUGAGUCCUGUGAAUUGGCCAACGAGUCCAACUGUCCUCAGGCCGACUUGUCUGGUUACACCCACGACGGUUCCUUCCAGCAGUACGCCACCGCUGACGCCGUCCAGGCCGCUAAGAUCCCUCACGGUACCGACUUGGCCGAGGUCGCCCCUAUCCUGUGUGCCGGUGUCACCGUCUACAAGGCUUUGAAGUCCGCCAACUUGAAGGCCGGUGACUGGGUCGCCAUCUCCGGUGCCUGUGGUGGUCUAGGUUCCCUAGCCAUCCAAUACGCCACCGCCAUGGGCUACAGAGUCCUAGGUAUCGACGGUGGUGAAGAGAAGGCCGAGCUUUUCAAGAAGCUAGGCGGUGAAUACUUCAUCGACUUCACCAAGUGCAAGGACGUCAUCGCCGAGAUCUUGGAAGUCACCGAUGGUGGUGCCCACGGUGUCAUCAACGUCUCCGUCUCCGAGGCCGCCAUCGAGGCCUCCACCAGAUACUGCAGAGCCAACGGUACCGUCGUCCUAGUCGGUCUACCAGCCAACGCCUACUGUAAGUCCGAGGUCUUCUCCCAAGUCGUCAAGUCCAUCUCCAUCGUCGGGUCCUACGUCGGUAACAGAGCUGACACCAGACAGGCUCUGGACUUCUUCGCCAGAGGUUUGGUCAAGUCCCCAAUUCACAUCGCUCCAUUGUCCGACUUGCCAGAGAUCUUCGACAAGAUGGCCAAGGGCCAAAUCGUCGGGAGAUACGUCGUCGACACCUCCAAAUAA
Messenger RNA from Huiozyma naganishii CBS 8797, 1053 nucleotides. RefSeq names its product alcohol dehydrogenase ADH5 (gene ADH5). Gene Ontology annotation, molecular function: oxidoreductase activity; zinc ion binding. NCBI's taxonomy places the organism in Eukaryota, Fungi, Ascomycota, Saccharomycetes, Saccharomycetales, Saccharomycetaceae. Bases 1 to 1053 code for a protein of 350 amino acids. The record is from RefSeq and is a predicted model, not a curated record. The transcript has a single exon.